AUGUCGGUAUUUGUCACCUCGCGCUUAGCCGGACGUCAUCAGCAUGCGCCUACGCCCACGAUCGCCGCGAACCUCAUCACCGAAGAUGACCCACAUCGACUGUCCCGUGAUCUCUUCUACGCUCCUUUCGUUCCGUUUCGUUUCGUUUUGACCGCGCACGGGUACCAAUAG
Verticillium nonalfalfae is the source of this 171-nucleotide messenger RNA. RefSeq lists its product as uncharacterized. Lineage: Eukaryota; Fungi; Ascomycota; Sordariomycetes; Glomerellales; Plectosphaerellaceae. Bases 1 to 171 code for a protein of 56 amino acids. The transcript is spliced from 2 exons. The record is from RefSeq and is a predicted model, not a curated record.